Rubroshorea leprosula is the source of this 469-nucleotide messenger RNA. The record is from the annotation of a GenBank genome assembly. NCBI's taxonomy places the organism in Eukaryota, Viridiplantae, Streptophyta, Magnoliopsida, Malvales, Dipterocarpaceae.
GCUUCUCUUAGUCUCUGUUGAUGCAGGAAUGGUUCCCAGCAACUAUGUUCAUUGUGGCAUUUCAUCAAACAACUAAUGUACGACAAUCAUGGUCCCACGUUUUACAUUCACGCGUACAUUUUUUAACAUGUCAAUUACCCAACAAAGAAGAAGUGGUGUUAUAAAGGGAGAUGAGGAGAAGGCGAAGGAAGAAUUGAAAUCCCAUUCGCAAUCUCACAUUGGCAGAUUAGUAAAAUCCUCAUUGUUCUUGUCUUCACCCAUUCGGCUUGACUUGAAGCUUCCAGGAGAAAUCAGUAUAACAUAGAAGAAGAAGUGAGGAAAUAAGGGGAGAUGAGGAGGAGGAGAAGGAGAAGGAAGGAGGGAAUUCUCGUACAGGCAGAGACUAAGAGAAGUAGUGAGCGAGGGAGAAGCGGCAUUACCCCCCCUCUUUUUUUUUCUUUGUCUAAUAGCAUAAAUGAGCACUGAGAAU